Phytophthora sojae is the source of this 681-nucleotide messenger RNA. RefSeq lists its product as hypothetical. The coding region runs from base 1 to 681 and encodes 226 amino acids. NCBI's taxonomy places the organism in Eukaryota, Oomycota, Peronosporomycetes, Peronosporales, Peronosporaceae. The record is from RefSeq and is a predicted model, not a curated record. The transcript has a single exon.
AUGCCUCGUUUGCCCGACAAUGGAACCUGUGACGGUGCAACAGCGCUACCGAGCUUGGCGCCUCCGACUGAGCUUCUUGCAGCCCUCAAUCCGUCCAACGGUGUGGCUCUUCAAGCGGGACAACUCCUGACUCAAGACACAAGCUCAGCGUGUUCCACCGCCAACCCGAUAGACCCACCUGGGGCUGUAGCCCAAUCUCUUACUUCGGGAAGGCUGAAUCUCGUAGUAGCCUCGGGGUCGCAAUCUGUGCAAGUGCGAACGCCACUAGUCCAGGCAACAUCGGUUGUGCAGCCUGUGGUGCAAGCAAGACAGCCGCCUCUGUUCUCUACUAUGGAGCUGCUACCAACAUUGCCAGCUCAUUCGACUCCACCGUUCACCAUGGCGAACCCAGCGGCAACAGUUGACCCAAUAGAGCUGGUCAUGUUGGCGAUGGCGCCGCUGCCGCACCGGCCGACUACAGUGACGUCGUUAUCGCCCACGGUCCAGCCAACUGUGAAAAGCGAUCAAAAAUCGAUAUCGCCUCGGCCGAUGCGCUCCCCAUCGAUGGUUGCGGGAUUCUAUUACACCGGGCAAGCCCCCGGCUGGGUAGCUUCCCAUCAACCGCCACCAUCUCGUCCAGCCUUGCCAGGGUCGUUAUUGCCGCCAGCGGAGUAUCAACCACUCUCCACUCAGUCGAUCUAG